AAUAUUUCUCAGGAUAUCAUGGUUUUUGGGGUAUACAGACUUAAUCAUCCCCCAAGUGCUGUGGACCAUUGUUGUAAUUGUUAUUUUAUAACUCCCAAUGAGCCUAACUUGGUCGUUGCUGGUGGCAGUUUAUUGCGGAUUUUCAGAUAUGUUCCCAUGCAAGAAGAUGGUCAGAUUAGGCAUCGACUUGAACAAGUGUUGAGUUGCAAUCUGUAUGGUGUCAUAAGUUCAAUAGUGCCAGCCAAAUACCCUGGAAAUCGGAGGCACUCUCUGCUCGUUGCUGUUGGUGAGGCUCAAUUGGCAGUUAUCGACUAUGAUCCGUCUGCCCACUGUUUCAAAACUCGUAUGUUGUAUAACUAUGAGCAAGAUGACCAGCGCCAAAUGUUUCUGCAGCAAACUUUCUCACCUCAAGUUCGUGUAGACUCAGAGAACCGAAGUGCUGCAAUGUUGAUUUAUGGAUCAAGGCUGGUAGUUGUUCCGCUUAUCAAACCAGCUAAAAACUCAACUGAUAGUACACAAUAUCAAAGUUAUGUUGUAGAUUUAAAAACGCUUGAUGAAAAAGUAAACAACGUGAAAGACUUCCAGUUCUUGCAUGGAUACUGUGAACCUACAAUUAUGCUAUUAUAUGAGCCUUUGAGAACUUGGCCAGGCAGAGUUGCUGUGCGGAGGGAUACAUGUUCUAUUGUAGCGAUAGCCCUGAACAUCAGAGACAAAGUGCACCCCAUUAUUUGGUCUCAAAACAACUUACCAUUCGACAGCUUGUACGCUUUACCUGUCCCUAAACCCACUGGAGGUGUGUUGAUAUUUGCUGCAAACUCUCUUCUCUAUCUAAAUCAGUCUAUUCCACCGUUUGGCGUGAUGCUCAACUCCCUUGCUCCUCAAACAACUGAUUUUCCCCUGCAAAAACAGGGCGACUACAUGCUCACUCUAGAUGAUUCUCAGGCCGUUAUGAUGGAGAACGAGCGAGUUUUGAUAUCUCUGAAAUCUGGAGAUAUAUAUCUCAUAACCCUUCUCUCUGAUGGAAUGAGAUCUAUUAAAAAGUUCAGUUGGUUAAAAGCAGCUACUUCUGUUCUUACAAGCUGUCUUUGUAUGGCUGCAGGGAAUUACAUAUUCCUGGGUUCAAGAUUUGGCAACUCUAUUUUGCUCUACUACCAAGAGAAAUCAAGUGUUGCAGCUAACUUCCUGGAGGAGCAGACCAACAAACGAGCACGGCUUGAUGACGACGACCUGGACCUGGAAAUAUUCGGGAACAAAAAAGAAAAAGAGGACAUCAGAUUGUCGACCUAUUCCUUCGAAGUGGUGGACAGUCUCCAGAAUUUCUCACCAAUCACUCAGAUGACGGUGGGGGAGUCACCGUUCCUCAGCGAGGAGUAUAGAAGUAACAAUCACCACGAUCUGGAGAUUGUCUCCUGCAGCGGGUACGGCAAGAACGGAGCGUUGUCAAUAUUCCAGAACUCAAUCCGACCCAUGAUAAACUCAACAUUUGACCUGCCCACAGUGUACAACAUGUGGACAAUCCACACGGACCCCACUAGUAACAUGCACUCUUACCUGAUCCUUGCCAAGGCUGACAGCACUCUCGUACUGCAAACAGGUGAGGACAUUACGGAAGUGGAAGAGUCCGGGUUCUGCUCAUCAGAAACUACCCUUUAUGUGGGAAAUAUACAGGGUUACGUAGUACAAGUGUGUCCAAUGUCCAUCAUACUGCUCCAGGAUACCACCAUACUACACCGACUUGAGCUGUCAGAGACUAUAUCCAGUGCGUCGGUGUGCGACCCAUACGGGGUUGUGAUGCUCAUGUCCGGUGUUGUCAAACUGCUGGGCGUCGUUACUCGAGAUAAAAAACCUCAGCUGUUGCUCUCGGACACUUCUUCAACUCAUGUUGUGUGUAUCACUACAUAUACGGACGAGUCAGGCCUGUUCUCAACGGAGCCUCUUGAGGAUGUUGUGGAGGCAGCACCUGAGGCCACGGUUAGCGAGACUACAGAAGCUCCCAAGGACACAGAAAUGGAAGAAGAGCUGGAUGAGGAUGCUCUUUUGUACGGAGACUCUGAUAAACUGUUUGAGGGAUUCAAGAGCAAGCGGAAACCAUUCUCGGAAGAGAAACCAACCAAGACCAAGGCUACAAAACCAGAAGAUAGGGGACCUCUGAUGGUAGCCCAGUUUCACAACGCGACACAUUGGUGUAUUCUAACGCGAGAUGACGGGGUCCUGGAGAUACGCUCUCUUCCUUCCUGGAACCUGCACUACUUCUGUAAAAACUUUGCUAUGAGUCCCAAGACGUUAGCAGACAGUGAAGAUCAUCACCCGAGUGUAGGAAGUGAGGGUAUACCCGGUGUUAAAGAGAUAUGUGUCGUUGGACUCGGAUGGCAGCGUCAGAGACCAUACCUUCUCACUCUCAUUGAUGAUGACUUCUUCAUCUACUCAGCUUUUCCAUACAAUACUUCGAAUAAGGAUUCUCUGAAGAUGAGGUUUGCUAAGAUCCAGCAUGAAGUGCUGAUAAAGAAGAAGAAGACGAGGGGAAACAAACUACUGGACAUGGACGCUCACCCUCACUACACUCCUAAGAUACAGUGCUUCAGCAACAUUGCUGGUUACUCGGGGAUAUUCCUUUGUGGUGAUUUACCGUACUGGUUGUUCCUAACAACUCAUGGUGCUCUUAGAACUCAUCCUAUGUAUUUAGAUGGCAAGGUGACAUGUUUCGCUCCGUUCCACAAUGUGAACUGUGAGCACGGGUUCCUGUACUUCAGCAGCACAGACGAGUUGAGGGUGUGCACUCUACCUACCACUCUCUCCUAUGACAAUCACUGGCCUGCCAAGAAAGUUCCUCUCAGGUCAACCCCUCACUUCGUCGCCUACCAUCAUGACACCAAAACAUACGCUGUGUGCACUAGUACUCCUUCUCUCAACCCAAUGAGGCCAGCUAUGCAGAAUAACAUGGACAAGGAGGAAGCUCCUAUUGAAGAGGAUGAUAACUUUCCCUAUCCUUCUCUAAACUGGUACUCUAUAACCCUAUAUACUCGUGAUGGCUGGGAGAUAAUACCAGACAGCAGAAUAGACUUCCCCAAAUACGAGCGAGUAACCUGUAUGAAGUUCAUGGAGCUGUCAGGGGAGCAGAUGGGAGAACAAAAGAAGGGUUAUGUGGUAGCUGGGACUAUGAGUAGUAUGGGAGAGGAGGUAUCAGCUAGGGGCAAGAUCAUGGUCUUCGAUGUCAUGGAGGUUGUUCCUGACCCCGAGAAACCGCUGUCUGGCUUUAAGUUUAAAUGUCUUUACGAUAAAGAACAGAAAGGCCCAGUUACAGAGAUAGAUUGUAUCAUGGGACACAUUAUAUCUGCUAUUGGCCAGAAGAUAUAUGUCUGGAGUUUUCUAAACAAUGAUCUUGUUGGGGUCGCUUUUAUUGACACACAAAUCUACAUUCACAGCAUCUCGGUGAUCAAAAACUUUGUUCUCUACGCCGAUAUAACAAAGAGCAUUUCCCUUCUGACUUUCGACAAAGAGUGCAAAACACUUUCAGUGAUCAGUAGGGACUAUGAACCAAUGGAAGUUUAUAGAUGUGAAUAUGUAGUUGAUGGAACUAACUUGGGUUUCAUGGUAUCUGACUCAAACUGCAACCUCGUCAUAUACGCAUAUCAGCCUGAAGCUGUUGAGAGUCAAGGCGGAAUGAAGCUCAUCAGAAAGUCCGAUAUAAACAUCGGGGCUCACGUUAACACAUUCUUUAGAACUGGAAUAAGGAUACAUGAUGGCACCAUACUUGGAACCGCACCGUCUAGUGCGUUACUACACCCGAGUGAGAAACGUCACGUGACAUGGUUUGCAACUCUGGACGGAGCUCUGGGAUCCUUCUUGCCCUUGUCAGAGAAGAAAUACAGAAGACUGUUUAUGUUGCACAACAAGUUGGUCACAGCUGUCCCUCAUGUUGCGGGCCUUAAUCCCAAGAAAUUCAGAACAGCCAAGAUGCCUGGGAGAUGGUUGAUGAACCCACAUCGGAAUAUUCUAGACUAUCAGCUUCUAACCAACUUCCUAACAUUGUCUCAUACGGAACGAAGAGAACUCGCUAAACAAAUCGGCACUACUCCUUCACAAAUUGUGGACGAUUUAAUGAGCAUACAGAAAGCCAUGAUGAUAUUUUGAUCAAACUUUAAGAGUAAGUUUUAUUCACUCUCAGACACUUAACUAUUUUUAGAUGUUUUACUUGUUGACUUUGAACUUAGAGCUGGAUUUUUAUGAGAAAUAUAAUGUUAGGUAGGCGGACCGAAUCCCUACCGCCCAUAUCAUCCCUAACCCUACUGGUAUACUAUAAGUUGUUAUUAAGCGGUAGGUCCGCGUCCGCAAUAAGGAUUCGGUCUAUUUCAACCAUAAUCCUAGGAAGACUGAAGAGAUGCAAUUGGCAAUGUUCAAAGUACCACGCUUAUAUAUCGGGUUUUUCAUCAUGAAUAUUUAUAGUUGUCCUUCAGACUUUGCGUGUGUUUUGAUAUUUCUAUAAACUCCAGCUUUUGAUCCAGCGACGUGAAGCGUAUAUUUAUUGAUGAGAUUUUGAAAUGUUAUUUUUAACUAAUAAUUUAAUGAUUUAACUUUUCAACUUA
Molecule: messenger RNA, 4583 nt
Organism: Bolinopsis microptera
Lineage: Eukaryota; Metazoa; Ctenophora; Tentaculata; Lobata; Bolinopsidae
Product: cleavage and polyadenylation specificity factor subunit 1-like
Exons: 24
Coding region: 19-4131 (1370 amino acids)
Cellular component (GO): mRNA cleavage and polyadenylation specificity factor complex; nucleus
Molecular function (GO): nucleic acid binding; protein binding
Source: RefSeq, a predicted model, not a curated record